AUGUCGCAACCUCGAGAGGAAGAAGAAGUGGGCAAGCUAGCCAUCAGGUUAGCCAACGCCGUGAUUCUUCCGAUGGUCCUCAAAUCAGCCCUCGAGCUCAACCUCAUAGACAUCAUCUCUGCCUCUGCGGACGACGCCUUCCUCUCAACUUCGGAGAUCGCCACCAGGAUUGUCACCAAGAACCCUGACGCGCCCGUCUUGGUCGACCGUGUGCUACGGCUCUUGGCGAGCUACGAUAUACUAAAGUGCUCCGUCAGAACGGGAGAGGACGGAGAAGUUGAGAGAGUCUACGGUGCCGCACCCAUUUGCAAAUUCCUUGUUAAAAAUCAAGAGGGAGGCUCUGUUGCUCCUUUGUUCUUGUUACACCAUGACAAGAUCUUCAAUGAGAGCUGCUGA
Messenger RNA from Pistacia vera, 396 nucleotides. RefSeq names its product caffeic acid 3-O-methyltransferase 1-like. The transcript is spliced from 2 exons. The record is from RefSeq and is a predicted model, not a curated record. The coding region runs from base 1 to 396 and encodes 131 amino acids. Gene Ontology annotation, molecular function: protein dimerization activity; S-adenosylmethionine-dependent methyltransferase activity; O-methyltransferase activity. Lineage: Eukaryota; Viridiplantae; Streptophyta; Magnoliopsida; Sapindales; Anacardiaceae. Gene Ontology annotation, biological process: methylation.